Messenger RNA from Salvelinus namaycush (lake trout), 2669 nucleotides. RefSeq names its product transmembrane protein 87A-like. Gene Ontology annotation, biological process: retrograde transport, endosome to Golgi. Lineage: Eukaryota; Metazoa; Chordata; Actinopteri; Salmoniformes; Salmonidae. The record is from RefSeq and is a predicted model, not a curated record. The coding region runs from base 46 to 1851 and encodes 601 amino acids. Gene Ontology annotation, cellular component: Golgi apparatus; membrane. The transcript is spliced from 21 exons.
GCAGGAGCAGGAGCGAAGUUGUCGUGUGGCUGCUUCCUGGUACAAAUGGCGAGCGCCAUGAAAACAGGGUUAUUGACAUGGGACUUAACAAAAGUGCUAUUCUUAUUAAUUUGUAUUCACUUUACACGCCCGUUAAAUGCAGUGUCAGAGCCGGGUAAAUGGACCUUGAACGCCAACAGUGAAACUACAAAGAAGCAGAGCUUUUUCCUCUUCACCAAGACAAUGUUUAACAAUACUGGCAUUCAGCUGAAAUGGUUGACGGAACACUGUGAACCUCCGGUAAAACUCAACAUCUCCUGGUACCUAAGGAGCUCCCGCUGCUUCGACGAGGUGUUCGGUCUCGACCCUCUGAAGGCAGGGAGCUACUUCAGGACGACAGCUGUGAAACAGGAAGGAGGAAGUGGGUUCUAUGUGUUCCACCAGUACCCUGCCAUUGAGUGCAAACAGACCAUGACCCACAUUGAGUUCUCUCUCAACAAAUUUGAGGAGCCGACUAGGCUUACUGAGCCAGUUCAUGAACAGCCUGUCACUGACAAGGACCAAGCGAUGAGGAAAAGGAGCAAUGAGGAUCCAAAGGAGGCACUUGCUGAGAAAAAUGCCCCAGUCAAAGUAGAGGCAACUGUGGCCACAGGGAAAGCCCCAGCCCCCGCUGCAAAGAAAGAAGUGCAGUUUGCAUCCCAGAACUUUGAUGCAGUGGCCCAGACCUGGGAUGAUGGCCCUUACAUGUUCAUCGUCCACAUCCAAGAGAUCAAGCAGAAGAGCAGCGCCACCACCGACUCUGUCCCAACACAGAACUGGAACAUCCAACUGCAAGUCAGUAUGAAAGGACCCCAUGACUACAUCUCAGCUUCGGAAUGGCCUCUUAUGAUCUUCUACAUGGUGAUGUGUGUCAUCUAUGUGUUGCUGGGCCUUCUGUGGUUGGGCCUGUCAGCCUGCUACUGGAGAGAGCUGCUCAGGAUCCAGUUCUGGAUCGGCGGGGUCAUCUUCCUGGGCAUGCUGGAGAAGGCCGUGUACUACGCCGAGUUCCAGAGCAUCCGCUACGACGGCCUCUCAGUCCAGGGGGCAGUAGUGUUUGCGGAGGUCCUAUCAGCAGUGAAGAGGACCCUGGCCCGUGUGCUCGUCAUCAUCGCCAGUCUUGGUUAUGGAAUUGUCAAGCCAAGGCUUGGUGCGUUGUUACACAGGGUGGUUGGGGUGGGACUGCUCUACCUUAUAUUCUCCGUUGUCGAGGGAAUCCUGAGGGUCAAUUCGGGUCAAGUGGGCAGUAGCAGACUACUGUGUGACAUUGUUCUGGCGUUCACUGACUCGUGCGUUGUGUGGUGGAUCUUUAUCAGCCUGGCCCAGACCAUGAAGCUCCUUCGCCUCCGAAGAAACGUGGUCAAGCUCUCCUUGUAUCGCCACUUUACCAAUACCCUCAUAUUCGCCGUUAUUGCCUCAGUCAUUUUCAUUAUCUGGACGACAAAGACCUUCAAGUUUUCAAAGUGCCAGUCGGACUGGAAGGAGCUGUGGAUAGAAGAUGCCUUCUGGCGGUUCCUCUUCUCCACCAUCCUUCUGGUCAUCAUGUUCCUGUGGAGGCCUUCGGCCAACAACCAGAGAUAUGCCUUCAGCCCCCUAGUGGACGAUGAGAGUGACGACGAGGAAAAGGAACAGCUGAUGACCGAUACAUUUGAGGGGGUGAAGAUGAGGGGUCUGAAGUCCGAGGCAAAUGGAACAGCCAAGCCAAAAGUGGAUGAGGAUCUGAAAUGGGUCGAAGAGAAUAUCCCCUCUUCAAUGGCAGAUGUUGCACUCCCACCUCUACUGGACUCUGAUGAGGAGACCAUAACAACCAAAUUUGAGAUGUCCAAAAUGGAAUAGACGCAAGGCAGACGAUGCGUACUGCAGACAGAGACAGUGCAGCACGUUGGACAACCCUACGUCUGUGUAUGAAGGAUAUUGUUAUCCCUUCCUUAUGAGCUUUGUAAGCAGCGGUUGUAAAUACGAUGGGAUAAACUAUGACGUAAUGAGCAGACUACUUUUCUUUUUUUGUAUGCCUUUUUAUUUAUAUUUUCAUGGAUAUGUUUGAAUUAUUUUUUUCCCCGAGAUUCUUUACUACAAAUGGUAUCUUGCCUUUCACUGUUUACAUAGCUAAAGUGCAGAAUGUGAUUUAAAUGUGAUUUCCGCAAUGUUCUUUCUCCAAUAUGCAGCACAGUCAUACACACACUCCCUUACAACUCGCCCCACACACACUCAUUAUUUUGAUCUCUCUGACUGUCUGUCUAUCUCUUUCUCUCUCUCUCUCACUGUUAUACACACUCACUGCACUACAGUCCCCGGUUCACCCUUUUCUUUCGUUCUUCUACAAAAAUGGCCAGUAGUGACAUCUCACUGUUCUGUUUCUCACACAGCAGCCUUUUAGUGACUGUUAUCUAAGCGGGUGUAAUUCUCCAGACAUAGUCAAUACACAGUGACUUGCCUGAGGGCAGAGCAACAUCACUGCAGGACUGUUUUAUGGUGUCUGUUCCCACUGAUAACAACCAACUAUCUGGUCAACACAUCCAAUAAUGAUGGUGUUUUUCUUACAGCUGCCACUUUGUAUUAGUUGUUAUAUUGCCAAAAAUACCUUUAAGUCAUAUUGUGAGCUUUUGUUUGUUAAUAAAUGAACCGCUAACACGCAUACGAAAACAACAAUAUCA